UCCUGGUACAUAAUAAUGGGGCGGAUCCUUCGGUACCUUCCAAACAAGCAGCCCAAUGGGAAGCGGAGCUCGAUUUGGACUGGCAGGUCCGCCAGCCGGUCACCGUUGCCUCUCGCAAACCACGCUUGGAGGGGGAGAGACUGUAGUUCAUUCUUCUCCGGGGAGAAAACUGCCAAAAAGGAAAAAGCAAAAACUCCACCAGACAGAAAGAUGGGAGACGUCUCUGAUGUUUGGGUGGGAAGCGCCUACCUGUUUGUGCAGUCAACAUCGGAAAAGGUCCUCCUUCCUGUGAUGUAUGGAGACCCAAAGCAGAAGCCCUGCGUGUUCAAAGCGCUCAAGCUGGCACUAGCGGAUUCAACGGGUAGCCUCAACGGGGUAGACGUGCUGAAGGUCCAUUGCAGCGACCCUCACCUGAUAAUCCAGCUCAAAUUCUCCAAGCAAGAUAACUGUCGGAGAUUCCUGCAAAGCUAUCGCGAGGGACACCUCCAAGACUCCCUCCAGAAUCACCUCAAACUUUCCUUGUCCAUGUCCACCUUAGUCCCUGUCCAGAUGGAGCUGAAAACUGGCGCUGAGAAGCUGGACGCCAUGAUCCGGGAGGAGGAGCGGUGCCUUGAGUGCAUCUACCAUGAAAAGCCUAACCGUCUCAGGGAUGAAGAGAUCACAGAGCUGGAGGAAUCUCUCAGGAACUGUUCCUUUCUGGACAAGAAUGACAACAGGGGUCCUUCUUUGGAUUCUUCUCCUGCAUCUUUGAAUUCUUCACCUGCAUCUUUGAAUUCUUCGCCUCCAUCUUUGAAUUCUUCGCCUCCAUCUUACAGUUCUGUGGAGAUCUCAGGGUCUCUGCCAAAGGGAGACACCUUCACUUUCCAGGGCCAGCAGUUCGCCAACAGAAAAAUCUCUCCAGACGACCACCAGACGUUUGCCAAACUCGUGUCCAAGAAGUGGAAGCAGGUGGGUCGGUCCCUGCAAGUCAACUGCCGGGCCCUUCGGGAUCCUGUCAUUGACAACUUGGCCAUAGAGUACGACCGGGAGGGCCUCUAUGAGCAAGCGUACCAGCUUCUCCGCAGGUUCAUUGACUCAGAAGGCAAGAGAGCCACCAUACAAAGACUGGUCGCCGCCCUGGAGGAGAAUGGCCUCAUCAGCUUGGCUGAGGAGCUUCUGAGUCUCCACCAGAAUGACAAAACGUUGUAAGAGGACAUGGGGGGGCAGUCCUCACUUGAGACUACAAGCUGCAGGGCCAGUGAAGCUGCACACUCAUGUGCCUUUCUACACCUCUUGACCGCACUGUAGCCAUUUGAUGCCAGACCAGUUGUGGCCCUUGCCACUGGCAGAACCUGCCCCAAGAAUAACCAGCACAGGACUGAGGCUGAAAGUCAGUGUACUACUUCAGUGCUGAAAUAUGGAUGGUCUUGGGAAACAUCUUUUAUCUUACAGUAGCAUCUGGACAAAGGCCUCAGUGGUUUCAGAAUACUGUAUCUUAGCAUUGUAAUAGCAGGAAAAGGAAAAGAUGUGUGGCUUUCAGGAACGGUCUAAAUAACUGGCUAGGCUGUGUCUGAGUAAAGGUAGUUCUCAGCACUUACUGACUGUAGCAUCAAAUAAUGACGUUGUAUGGAAAUGUGCAUACAAAAGCGAGCUAUCCUCAGAUUAAUGAUCUGGCUAAGACAGUCAUAUUGUCCAAAGUCAACUUUAAAAAGUGGUACUUUCCAGUGUAGCCAGUUCACACAAUGGGUUGCAAAUGAUUGGCAUAACUUAAUCUAGCAUGCAGUUGAAUGUGUGAACUGACUCUUAUUGGAAAUGGGCUAGGAAAUGGGUUUUUUUGGUUGGCAAAGUGUAUUAGAUCUGCAAUGACCUAUUCAUUCCUACAAGCCCCACUUGAUGCUGCAGUCAGCAGAGUUGAAACUGCAUGUGUGAACCAGCACUAGGUGGCGUUUCCAUGAACAGACUGCACCAGCAUUUUACACCUUUUAUGGAGUUAUUCUUGAGUGUCAUACUAACUGUGCUGCUGCGAUGCUUGCUUACAGGAGCACGUUGUCUGCGUUUCCUUGCACAGAGGAUCCGCCUCAGUGAUAUUAUUGUAUCCCAGAUUCUCUUCCAGGAAGGAACUGUGGUGGGCUCUCUCUUGCCUCAUCGUUUGCUUUCAGUCUUAUGGCUGUGUCUGCUUUAGCACCAUUUCCCCCCCAGAAAAGGAGGCAUGGCUGGGUUGGUAGCUGUCCAUGGUUCAUGAUGACAGCUAUCUCCCUUGGAUCCUCCACAUUUAUAGACACCUGUUUCACACGUAAUGUUAAACCACUGUUUAUCAACCAAUAGUUUAUUAAAUCAUGGCAUAGCAUUAUGUAUAAAUCCUGCCAUC
Lacerta agilis (Sand lizard) is the source of this 2347-nucleotide messenger RNA. It is a transcript of the gene TRADD, whose product is annotated as TNFRSF1A associated via death domain. The coding region runs from base 16 to 1188 and encodes 390 amino acids. The transcript has 5 exons. The record is from RefSeq and is a predicted model, not a curated record. Gene Ontology annotation, cellular component: tumor necrosis factor receptor superfamily complex. Gene Ontology annotation, molecular function: transmembrane receptor protein tyrosine kinase adaptor activity. Lineage: Eukaryota; Metazoa; Chordata; Lepidosauria; Squamata; Lacertidae. Gene Ontology annotation, biological process: positive regulation of canonical NF-kappaB signal transduction; extrinsic apoptotic signaling pathway.